Neltuma alba is the source of this 768-nucleotide messenger RNA. RefSeq lists its product as uncharacterized. NCBI's taxonomy places the organism in Eukaryota, Viridiplantae, Streptophyta, Magnoliopsida, Fabales, Fabaceae. Gene Ontology annotation, molecular function: nucleic acid binding. The coding region runs from base 1 to 768 and encodes 255 amino acids. The record is from RefSeq and is a predicted model, not a curated record. The transcript has a single exon.
AUGACAAAAAAGACUGUGAACUAUUACAUGCUAUCAAUAGAAAAUGAUCCAUUGCGUACUGUGCAAAACAAAAACUUUAUUGGAAAGGUGAUGUUCUUGGUUGCUGUUGCCCGCCCAAGGUUUGACUGCAAAGGCAAUGAAACUUUCUCCAGGAAAAUUGGAGUCUUUCCUUUGGUGACAAAAGAGCCAGCAAAGAGAAAUAGUGUCAAUAGACCUGCAGGUUCAUUGAUAACAAAGCCUAUAACUUCAGUUACCAAAGAAGUUAGUAGACAGUUUCUUAUUGGACAUGUUGUGCCCGCUAUAAAAGCAAAGUGGCCUAGAGAUUCAAUAGGGGAGCCAAUUUAUAUUCAACAGGAUAAUGCAAGGUGUCACAUUGAUCCAAAUGACGGUGAGUUCCAUCGAGUUGCCACAGAAGAUGGGUUUUGCAUCCGCUUGAUGAACCAACCUCCUAAUUCUCCUGACUUGAAUAUUCUAGAUCUUGGCUUCUUUAAUGGCAUACAAUCUUUACAGUACAAGGAAACACCAAAAACAACUGAUGAUUUGAUUGCGGCAGUGAUUAGAUCAUUUGAAUCAUUUCCAUCCACUAAGUCUAACAAAAUAUUCUUAACACUUCAAUGUUGCAUGGUAGAAAUCUUGAAGGACAGAGGUUCUAAUAAAUAUGAUCUUCCACAUAUAAGAAAAGAAGUCAUGGAAAAGGAAGGUCCACUACCAAAUCAAAUAAAGUGUGAUCCAAAGUUAGUACAAGAAGUGAUGGAGUAUUUGAGGUAA